GCUAAGCUAAAGCUGAUGAGUCUUUUUCUUUCUUUUACACGCACACACACACACACACACACACACACGCACAUAUACACACUAACUUCAGUCAUUCAGCAAUUGACAGCAUUUACAGCAUUCAGUCAAUCAACUGCUAUGGGAUGGGGGAAUUACUUCACCCAACCUUUUUUGCUUGAUUUUUCUUGUAGUUCUGAGGUAGAGAAAGAGGAACAAGGAGAAGACAGGAGAAAACAGAAGAAAAGAGAAGACAGACAUGGGAAGAAGGGAGAAGACAGCAGAAGACGGUUUAGUUUGGACAAGCGGUGACAGGAGAAGAAGACAGAAGACAGGCAGAGACAGUAGACGGCAGAAGACAGGAGAAGAAGACAGAAGAUAGGAGGAGACAAAAGACAGAAGAAGCGAGAAAACCAGAGGAGACUGAGCUUUGGUUUGGACAGGAGGAGACAGAGGUUUAGUCUGGACAGAAGGAGACGGGGGUUUGGUUUGAACAGGAGGAGACAGGAGACAGGAGGAGACAGAGGUUUAGUCUGGACAGGAGGAGACGGGGGUUUGGUUUGGAUGGAGUGAGUGGAGUUUAUUUGGAGAUCAGGCCAUGAUGAAGCUGCAACUCAACCUCCUGCUCCUGCUGUGUAGCUCCAUCUGUCUGCAACUUCUGCAACUUCUCCAUCACACUCACGCUCACACUGCAGCUCUUUGGGAAGCUGAUCCUACAUACUGGAAUGAACAAGCAAAGAAAACUCUGGAUGAUGCACUUAAACUCCAGCCAAUGACUCACAGAGCCAAAAACAUCAUCCUCUUCCUCGGUGAUGGAAUGGGCGUGUCCACUGUCUCAGCUGCCCGAAUCCUGAGAGGACAGAUGGAUGGAGGAUCAGGGGAGGAGACUAUCCUCGCCUUGGAUACAUUUCCUUACCUUGCUCUGUCAAAGACAUACAGCGUGGAUAAGCAGGUAGCGGACAGUGCAAGCACAGCUACAGCGUACCACUGUGGUGUUAAAGCGAACUCUAAAACUGUGGGUCUCAGUGCGACCGCCAUCCCCUACGAGUGCAACACAACCUUCGGAAAUGAAGUUUACUCCGUCCUGCACCGUGCUAAAUUGCAAGGUAAAUCAGUUGGCAUUGUGACCACCACUCGAGUCCAGCAUGCAUCUCCGGCAGCGGCGUAUGCCCACUCCGUGAGCCGUAGCUGGUACAGUGAUUCUGAUUUACCACCUGAAGCCCAACAAGACGGCUGUGUGGACAUUUCCACUCAACUUAUCACCAACACUGACAUUGAUGUUAUACUCGGAGGUGGACGGAUGUACAUGACACCUAAGGGCACUCCGGAUCCAGAAUAUCCAUCUUCAUCAUCAAGGAAAGGUGACCGUGAGGACAAGAGGAACUUGAUUGAGGCAUGGCUAGAUAAGCAAAAGGACAGAAGCGUUCAUUUUGUUUGGAAUAAAGAGCAGUUUAAUGCAGUGGAUGUGAACACUACAGACUGUCUGAUGGGGCUGUUUGAACCAAAGGACAUGAAGUUUGAGGUGUUCAGGAACCGGACAAGUGAUCCCUCCAUCGUGGACAUGACUGAGAAAGCCAUUCAGAUCCUCAAGAAGAACCCAAAUGGAUUUUUCCUUUUUGUGGAAGGGGGCAGGAUCGAUCAUGGCCACCACGCUGGCAUCGCUAAACUGGCGCUAACAGAGACAGUGACGUUCGACCGAGCAGUUCGUCGAGCAUCUCAGCUCACCGAAGAGUCUGAAACUCUCACCAUCGUCACUGCAGAUCACUCACACGUUUUCACAUUUGGCGGGAGCACACCACGGGGGAACCCUAUUUUUGGUCUGGCACCGAAGAAUGCAGAUGACAGACUUCCAUUUACUAGUAUUCUGUAUGCUAACGGGCCCGGAUAUGUGCAUGUAAACGGGACAAGAGCGAACGUGUCAGCGGUGGAUUACUUCGAUGAGGAAUACAUGCAACAGGCUGCUGUGCCAUUAGACGCUGAGACUCAUGGAGGCGAAGAUGUGGCGAUUUACGCUAAAGGCCCAAUGGCACAUCUUUUCCAUGGAGUUAAAGAGCAACAUUACAUCGCUCACGUGAUGGCAUAUGCCGCCUGCCUCCAUCCCUACACCGACUGUCCCCCUGAGCUUAACUCUGCCCCCCGACUCGCUCUCUCUUUGUCGCUCAGUUUAUCAUGUGCAGUGAUUUGGUUUAGCUCAAGAUGAUGGUGUUAAUCUACCCCUGUGCUCCAAAAUAUUAGUCAGGUAACUAGGUAGCUUAGCUAAUGUUAAUGCUACCUCUGACGUUAACCUAUCCAGCCAAGUUUUCUAGCUGAUAUUAAGUAAACUAUUAUACUGUGCAAUUAAAAGUAAAGGCUAGCAUGUAUUUGCCAGCAUGUUAGCUAAACACAAUCAGAUGUGAAUUUGUGAGGGGAAGGUGACGAGCAUUUGUUGAAGACUUUAUUUGAAACUCAGGGAUGGUUUUGUAACAGAGUCCCUUUUUUUAUAUAAAUAUUGUUUUUGCAGUUUUACAAUCAUUUCACCCAUCCAUGAUCACCUAUAUAAAGAAAAUGCUUUAAGUAGAUGUUAGUGUGUCUUUUUUCAUAUUUUAACUUGGGUUUUGUUUGUUUGUUUGUUUUAAACGAGCGAAUUUUCUAUGCAGAAGUUUUAUAUGAAUUUUCUAAAGUAGGAGUAUUCUGUACAGUUUAUAUUUACUGUAUAAUGCAAACUGAACCAAAUUUUUAAAAAAAUUAAAUGCUCUUAUAUUUUACAUAUUAU
Molecule: messenger RNA, 2749 nt
Organism: Ictalurus punctatus (channel catfish)
Lineage: Eukaryota; Metazoa; Chordata; Actinopteri; Siluriformes; Ictaluridae
Gene: alpi.1
Product: alkaline phosphatase, intestinal, tandem duplicate 1
Exons: 11
Coding region: 596-2197 (533 amino acids)
Biological process (GO): dephosphorylation
Cellular component (GO): plasma membrane
Molecular function (GO): alkaline phosphatase activity
Source: RefSeq, a predicted model, not a curated record